UCUCUCUCUUUUUUUUUUUUUUUUGUUGUUGUUGUUUCCAUGUCUGAUCGCGCUGCCAAGUUGCAGGACUUGCGCGAGAAGGCCGCGGCGCACGAGCAGAGCAAGCCGCCCGUCGCGUUGGAGAACUCGCUGACAAUGGUCGUGGACGAGGCCGCGCUGCUGCUCAAGCCCGUGCGCGAUCUCGACGCACAGUGGGUCUCUGCAGAUGCACACACGAUGCGCUUCCUGCCAUACACUGCGCCGCCCGUCCUGCCGCCGCCGAGCGCGCUGAUCGCCAACCCGAACGCUGCCGCCGCCAUUGACGCGGGCAUUCGGCUGCGCGUCGAGGCCCUCACGCUCAUGCUGGGCGAUGUGCAGUGGCUAUUGCAGCUCAACUACUCGGUCUUCUGGAGCCAUGCCGUCUAUUGCUUGCCGCUGCAGCGAUUCAUCGACUUGUACCUCAAGUUUGCCCCGCGGUCCUGGGUGCCAUUGAUCAGACUCGUCUCCUGGCGCAAUGCAUGGCAGCAAGGGUUUGAUCAACUCUCACAGAGCCUGUCAGCGGCACUCACCGAUGUCGGCGGGGACGAGUUUGACGCAACGAGUGGCGAUUUCCCACCACUCCAGCCUGCCGCCCUUCCCGCGCCGGCUCCAGCCAACGACAAGGGCAAGGGCAAGGGCAAGGGCAAGGGCAAAGCUCCAGCCAACGACAAGGGCAAAGGCAAAGGCAAGGGCAAAGCAGCUGCUGCGCCGAGUGACGAUUCUCAGAGUGAUGGCGAGGAUGGAAUGUCAGCGACCCGCCCGCCAGUUGUAACAGCCGCCGCCCAACCACCUACUACCCAUGUCGUUGAGGUCGAGACAGAAGCAACUCGGCUCCUUCAACUCGAAAAGCAGCUGCACCACGCCGUAUUCUUGCUGCUGCUCCGGAUGGGCGUCCCCAGCGAGUCGCGGCAACACUUUAUGAGCGACGCCGUCCACGCGAGCAUUGUGUACGACAACUUUAUCUUUGACAUUCCAAAGAUGAUGGACAUUGCCUCGCUGUACGCCCGCAGCAACCAUGAUCUGGUUCAAGGCUUGCUUGCCGGCCUGUUUGCGCGGCAGCCAAAGUACAUGUCCGACCUGAGCACGCUGGUUCGUCCUGCCACGCUUCAAUCCAUUGCCACUGAAGUCGUCUGGCUAUCCACCGCCUGCGGCGGCUCUUCCUCCCUCUACGACAGUGGCGCUCCUGUGCCUCGAGCUGGCAGCCAGGUCUCGUCCACCCAACCAAAAGCCACUCCUCGCGACAUCAUUCAGCACUCGUGCCAGCUCGCGGACGCGUUCGAUGCGCUCGAGUCGUUUGUGAAUGUUUUGCCUGUCUCUGCGGAUUUGUUCAUGUUCCCCGUUUCCCACGUCAAGGGGCGCAAGGCGGUUGUGGAAGAAGUUCCGAUCGGUGAAACCGACUUUACCUCGCAAGGCAACCUGCUCUUGCGGUCGGCGUUCGUCGCUGAUUCGCUUCUACCUCGCCUCUUGUCCUACUGGAGCAUUGCUGCUCGCCAGGUGACUACCGUGCCGUCGACACCGGAUGUGGAAGUCCCGGAAUCUGCCUGGGCUUCGGUCGAGGCUGGCCGAUCGAGCCUGCUUCGCCUUUCACGGAGUGUGCUGGCACUCGUACACGCAGUUCUCGAUGCAGUGUAUCUCGUGCCCUUGACUGUCUCAAGCGAGGCCCAUGCCGACAAGCCAACCUCUGGCGGCGACUGGGCACCACCGGCUUUCUCUGCGCGACUGGACAGCAUGUUUGAUAACAUUACCAUCAUUCUUUCCAUGCAAAAGGUUGUAUUUGCUCUCGAGCAGCGUUUCUACUUGACGGAUCGUCUGCGAAGAUUGAGCCGCGUCAACAAGUUCAUCGAUGAUACACGAAUCCGAUUUGUGUGCGACGGCAUUGCGGCCAUUUCUGAGCGUAAGGGCGCAACUGCCGCUCGCGUUCCUCCUCCAUCUACCUCAACUGCGGGAAAGCGACUCGGCGAUGUUGGUCCAGCGUCCAAGCAACACCCCGGCCAGCCUUCGCCAGACCUCCAACAAAAGGUUGCAGCGAUUCGUGACAUCUUCCCCGACCUGGGUGUCGGCUUCGUGGCGGCUUGCUUGAAGCACUUUGACAUGAGCGUCGAACGCACGACAGAUGCGCUGUUUGACGAAAGCAGUUUGCCCCCGCAGCUUCGCGCGCAUGAUCGAAAAGAUGCCAGCUAUCCCACAUCAUCAGGAAGCUCCAAUGCCGCACAAGUUGUGCCUGUCCACCAAGCUGGGCGGUCGCUGCUUGACGAGCGCCUCAACGUGUUCGAUCACGAUGAGUUUGAUCUGCUCAAGGGUGCUUCAACAACCAUCGAUUCGUCACGCAUUCAUGUGGGACGACGUGCUGAGCCUGCUGAUGCCCGUGACCUUCUCGAUGACAAGUCAUUUGUUCGAGAAGCCAAGGCAGCCAUCCUCGAGUCGCAGUAUGAGCUCGAGUACGACGACGAGUACGAUGACACUUACGACGACAACCUCGACUUUGGCGAUCUCCAAGCGGACGAUCGCGAAGAGCUGCCUCAGCAGACCGGUCGAAGCAAGGCGAGCGCUGCCAAGUCGGCUUUGGACACCAGCGGCGUCGCUGUGCCGUCGGCCCAAAUCUUGGCUCGUACUGCUGCGGCCAAUCGCGACAAGUCGUCUGGAGAGGUGCUUGUUGCUGCAGUCGCUGCAGCUUCAGGUCCCAAUGCUCUGGUUUAUGGCAAGGGCGGUCGUGUGCUCUCGCAGCAAGAGAUGAACCAGGCCAAGCUGGCGGUGCAAGAGAAAUCGGCCGACGGGUCCUUGUUGCAGCCUCUCAACCAGCGUGGUCUUCAAAUACACCGCAGCACGAAAGGCGCUGACGGUGGAAGCAGCGAUGAAGAAUCUGGCGAAGCAGUCCCUCAAGGUGCUGGUCCGCCGGCUGGCGGACGAGGUCGCGGUCGAGGCCCGCCUGGCACAGGCCCACACGGCGGCGGGGGCCCGCACCAUUCUCAGCAUGGAGGCCGUGAAGGUGGUGGGCCGUCGGACGACCGCGCCCGUGCAAACGCGCGCCAGAACAAGGCCAAGCGCGCCAACCACGAUCGCAAAAACCAAGCCGACCGCAAGCGCAACCAAUCGUUCCUGAGUCAGCCAGCAACGCAGUGAACAAGCACGGACCUUCGCAGCAAGCGUGUUGAAGAGUGCAUUCAACCAUUUUUGCCGAGUCGUGUUUGUACCACAGGAUUGGUACUUUUGGGAAGGUUCGUGGGUUGGAUGAGGUCAUAACUACAUUCACAAAUACACGCACACACACAAACACACA
Capsaspora owczarzaki ATCC 30864 is the source of this 3295-nucleotide messenger RNA. RefSeq lists its product as hypothetical. Bases 40 to 3138 code for a protein of 1032 amino acids. The transcript is spliced from 6 exons. Lineage: Eukaryota; Filasterea; Ministeriida; Capsasporidae. The record is from RefSeq and is a predicted model, not a curated record. Gene Ontology annotation, molecular function: ubiquitin binding.